CAGCACUGCUGGGCUGCACUGGUGGGUGGCACUGGUGGGCAGCCCUGGUGGGUGGGCACAGGUGGGUGGCACUGGUGGGCACAGGUGGGUGGCACUUCUGGGCACAGGUGUGUGACACUGCAGAGUGGCACAGGUGGGUGCACUGCUGGGCACAGGUGGGCGGAGCUAGUGGGCGCACUGCUGGGCACAGGUGGGCGGAACUUGCGGGUGGCACUGCUGGGCACCGAUCAUCAGGGCACUGAUCAUCAGUGCCCUGAUGAUCGCGUGUCAUUGGACACGGGUGAUCACGUGGUAAAAGGCCGCUGUGAUUGG
Molecule: messenger RNA, 312 nt
Organism: Staurois parvus
Lineage: Eukaryota; Metazoa; Chordata; Amphibia; Anura; Ranidae
Source: the annotation of a GenBank genome assembly